AUACCUUUUGAUAUAGUCUGUGCAACGCCUCACUGAAUGAUGAACAAAAAAAAAACAAUGGAAAUUAAAAUGAUGACAAUAAAAAAUAAUUACGGUAUGUAAAUUCCGAUCUACUUACAUUCAUUCAUCAAGUACUUAGCAACAAUGUGUUUAAUUUGCGUAAUUAAUUAAUCUGUUUUACAAGAUAAGAAUUGACUAAUCUCCGGUCAAUUUACGAUAAAACAAUUUUGAUUUAGGUUCGGAUUUAAAAACGUCAUCAUCGUCAUAUACGAGAACAUUGUUUAAAUUCCAGUAGCUAAAUUAAGACUUUUUUCUUUAUAGUUAGGGGAUAAGGUGUAUUUUAGCUUGUUUCUAAAAUAGAUCGAUGUCCUGCAUGUUAAUUGAUGGUCGUGCCCUUGAAUUCAGUUUGGCGGCAGAGCUCCGCCGGCACAGACCAACACACUCUUUGCUUUUGUGUCAAAUAUAAAAAAUAAAGUGUUUGUUACGCUGAUUUGUAAAACAUAUCACAGAAAAUAAAUAAGUAUUAAAGUUUUUUUGGAGAUCUGAUAGAGUUUUUAAAUAUUUUUGGUUACUGGAAAGGUUACUUCGUAAUUAGGGUACAAUGACUGCAAUAGAAACGGAGACGUUCUUGGAGUAUAUCCUGGUGGAACACCGAUGGAUAAUCGUAAUGGUGGCUCUACUGCCUGUCUCCUUGAUUUGGAAGAUAUGGUCUACAUUCAGGAACUAUGUGGUGUUCAAGCUGAACAGUGCUCCGAAGAUGCAUAUAAAGAAAGUGAAAGAAGUCCAGAGCCAGGUGAAAGCCUGGUUGGCAGGAGACCGUAGCACUAGGCUGUGUACCGCCCGGCCAGGCUGGCAGGCCAUGUCCUUCCGCCAGGGUAUCUACAAGAAGACCUUCACCAAUAUCAAAGUCAACCUGGUUGACGUGCUGGAAGUCGAUAUGGAAAACAUGACUGUCCGCUGCGAACCUUUAGUGACGAUGGGCCAGCUAUCAAGAACCCUGGAGCCUCUAGGCCUGGCCCUAGCAGUGGUACCUGAGCUAGACCAGCUUACGGUGGGCGGGCUGGUGAUGGGCACUGGCGUAGAGUCCUCAUCUCAUAUCUACGGCCUCUUCCAACAUUUCUGCCUGCAGUAUGAGCUGGUGUUAGCUGAUGGAUCUGUUGUUACCUGUAGUAAGGACGAGAACCCUGACCUCUUCUACGCAGUUCCCUGGUCGUACGGCACCCUCGGUUUUCUAACUUCAGCCGUCAUCAAAGUAGUUCCAGCUAAAAAAUACAUUCGUCUCGAAUACAGACCAUACAACAAACUGUCGGAGCUUGCCCACCAUUUUGUCGAAGAGUCACUAAAAGAUAAACCACAUCAAUUCAUUGAAGCUCUGCUGUACACCAAAAAUUCAGGAGUUCUCAUGACGGGAAACAUGGUUGAUAAAAUUGGAGAUGAUGGCAAGUUCAAUCCUAUAGGCAAGUGGUACGCGGAGUGGUUCUUCAAGCAGGUGGAGCGCCACCUGACCAACAACAGUACCGCUGUGGAGUACAUACCUCUCAGGGACUACUACCACAGGCAUACCAGGAGCUUCUUCUGGGAAUUGCAGGACAUAAUUCCAUUCGGAAACCACCCAAUCUUCCGUUACCUACUCGGAUGGCUGAUGCCUCCAGAAGUGUCGCUGCUGAAGCUUACUCAACCGGAGGCCGUCACCAAGUUGUAUGACAAGGCUCACGUCAUCCAGGACAUGCUGGUACCCGUGGAACACCUGGAGAAGGCCAUCGAUGUUUUCCAUGAGGAGAUUGAGGUUUACCCGAUCUGGUUGUGUCCGUUCAGAGUAUUCAACCACCCUGGACAGCUGAAGAUCAAGACUAACGCUGACUCUCAGAUGUUUGUCGACAUCGGCGUUUAUGGUGUGCCUAAAGCUAAAGGAUAUGAGACUGUCACCUCCACUCGUCGCAUAGAAGCCUUUGUCUCCAAACACGAUGGUUUCCAAAUGCUGUACGCAGACACAUAUACCACUCUUGAUGAGUUCAGAGCAAUGUUCGACCAUACUUUAUAUGACAAAGUGCGAGAUUCAUUGCCAUACUGCAAGGACGCAUUCCCUGAAAUCUACGGAAAAGUCAAUAGGAGUGUUAGAAAGUAG
This is a messenger RNA of Spodoptera litura, 2125 nucleotides long. Its product is annotated as delta(24)-sterol reductase. Gene Ontology annotation, molecular function: Delta24(24-1) sterol reductase activity; FAD binding. The record is from RefSeq and is a predicted model, not a curated record. Gene Ontology annotation, biological process: steroid metabolic process. Lineage: Eukaryota; Metazoa; Arthropoda; Insecta; Lepidoptera; Noctuidae. Gene Ontology annotation, cellular component: membrane; cytoplasm.